Saprolegnia parasitica CBS 223.65 is the source of this 3898-nucleotide messenger RNA. RefSeq lists its product as hypothetical. The transcript has 5 exons. Bases 812 to 3898 code for a protein of 1028 amino acids. NCBI's taxonomy places the organism in Eukaryota, Oomycota, Saprolegniomycetes, Saprolegniales, Saprolegniaceae. The record is from RefSeq and is a predicted model, not a curated record.
CGUGCCUUGACCGCGCUGCCGCACGACAUGAAGAUAGUGUCUAUCUUUGUUGGGACGCAAUGGCUCGCAUCGAUCGCCUUGUCGCAUCGUCGACAUCCCUCUCGGAGCAUCCCAUCAUGAUGAAUCGUGCUGCAUUAGACCACGUGAGCUACAUUUUGCCCUACUGGAUCGACGCACCGGCGUUUCCCGACAGCGGCACCACGAUGCACUUUCCGCUGCACGCGCAGGCCAAGGCGCAACUGCCGUCGACGUGCGCCCUCCUCGAGCACAUUCAGCCGUCCAUUUUGCUCUCUUACGGCAGCUGCAGUCGCUCGAGCUCACCAACCACGUGCUCUCGACGCGCGUGUGCUACAAGAAGACGUGGACGUCGCCGCACCUUGUGACGCUGCACACAAGCGAGACGGCGUCCCAGCAAUGGUAUGUGGCCGAGCGCGCGGUCGUCGUGCCUACAAGCAACCUCCGCGAGCACGUGCUUGAAGGCACUUCGACGCUGCUCCAAGUCGCGUUUCCCAUCACGGACGAGAGCGUCGCAUCGCACCCGCUGCAGUCGGUGUUUGCCUACUUGCCGCUGCAGAGCUACGGCUUUCGGUGCAUUCUGCAAGCCGACUUUGAAGUGCCGUCGUCGCGCGAGGCCGUGCUCGACUCGUCGUGGAACCAAUGGCUCCUCCUCGAGUUCCCGUCGCUCUUCGUGCACGCCUUCCUCGACGUUGUCCAAAGCCACCCGCACUUGAUCCGGCUUCUGCCGCUGCUCCACGAGGUCCAGCCGCCGUUCCACGUGCUCGCCCAAGACAUUGGCGUCCGACUGCAGUCGAUGCCGAUCGUGCAAAACACAGCCGGCCGCUGGGUGCACCCGACGUCGGUGCUCGAUGCGCUCGACCUCUUUGGCGACGACGCGCCGACGCCGUGCGACAAGGUCCUCCGCGACGUCUGCGAGAAGGACUAUCUGCACCCGUCGUUCAGCGCAUGGCUCUCGCCCGAGAUGAAGCGCACGCUCGGCAUCCAAGCGCUGAGCAGCGCGCAUCUGGUGCACAUUGCGAAAUCGACCAACUCGCUGCUGUCCAUCGCGAGCCACGGCCGCCUCUUCGUGCAACUGGCGCGCCUCGCGCACCGCGAACGCUCGACGACGGCGGUCGCUGCCCAGAUCCAGCACGUGCGUCUUCUGCCACUGGCGGUGGCGGGCGACACCACGACGCUCGCAACGCCAGCGUCAAAUGUCUUUUUGCCCACGGACGUCGUGCCGACGACGAUGCCGUUUGCCUCCGAGAUCCAGCUCUUGGCGCCAAGCGUCUGCGAGCAGCUGCAAGCGACACCGAUCGCGCGGGCGUUCGCGCUGCUCAUUGGCGUCAAGCCGAUGAGCACCACGGACGUGCUCUUGCACCACGUCUUGCCGCGCGCCAAGGCCGCGAGCAAGAACCACGAGGACCAGCACGCAGUCCUGGCCUUUCUCCUCGCGACCUACGCGACGGCGCACGAACCACUCGCGUCGAAUGUCGUGUCGGCGAUCAAGGAGAGCGUCUUUGUACGCACAACGCGAGGGCAUCUCGUGCCGCUCUCGGCCCAGCUGUACCUUCUCAACCCGCAUCUGCCGGACGCGACGGUGUUUGACGCCUUCUCGGUCGUAGACCCGGCGACGUACGGCGAGAAGGCGGCCGCUUUCUUCUCGAACGUGUUGCACGUGCCCGUGCUCUUGAGCCUCGACGCCGGCGUCGUGCCCGGCUUGGACGCGAUCGUCGCGUACGCGGCAGCCACGCCAAGUGUCCCCGUCGCCACGGCGCUGCUUGCGUUUCUCGACCAGUCGUGGCGGGUGACGCAUGCGCCAUUGCUGCACGCGGCGGUCGCGACGUUGACGGCCCACGCGUGGGUGCCCGUGCAGCGAGCGUCGGUCGUGACGCUCGUGCGACCGAAAGACGCGUAUAUCUGUGCGCCAACGCUGCCGCGUCGCCUGCGUUCGCACGUGUCUGCCGUCGUCGUCGACGUGACCAACACGGCGCUAAUCGCCGCGCUGCAGAUGCACCACGGAUUGUCCUGCGACGAUCUCGUGCAGCUGCUGCAGUCGCCGUCGACGUCGACCGCCGAUGGCCUCGUCAUCUUGCAGCACUUGCAGACGCUGCUUCGGGACCUCUCGGACGCGGACGUCGCGCGUGUGCGUGACGCGUUUGCCGCGGCGCCGCUUGUGUUGGCGGGCGACGGAAACCGACGCACCUUGGCGCAGUGUGUGUGGAAGAUGCCGGAGCCGGUGCUUCCAGGCCUCUUCGCACUCGCCUCGGUGUACCCCAAGACGCUCAAGGAUCUUUUUCUGCGCCUCGGCGUGCCCACGCACCCGACGAUGGCCAACGUGCUCGCCGCGCUUUCGUCCAGCGUCGAGGACACGCGCCCGCACUUGGCGUUCUUGGCCGCCCAUUGGCAAGACGCGCUGCCGUUCAAGACAACGCUGGAUGCGAUUCCGUUUGUGCAAGCCACGACCGGCGACAUGGUCACGUUUGGCGCCGGUGCGUACUGGACGAAAGGCAUCCCGUCGUGGUUUGAAGCGCUUUCGCUACGUGCGCCGCUCGUCGACGUUGCGUCUCCUGUCAACGCGCCGUUCGAAGCGCUCGUGCAGGCGUGGCCAACCCACAACCUCGAGAAUGCGAUCGUGUCGGCGCCGACCGAGUGGUGUGCGCGCGUCGCCGCUGUCUGCGCCAACGGAACCGUGCGCGAGAGCACCAAGCACGCGCUCGUCCUCGACGUCCUCCAGCUCUUCAACGACCACAACGUCGCGUGGCCCGCGUCGCCGCCAUAUGCGAUGUUUCCGACCCAAGCCGACACGUAUGUUGUCCUUGCUGACGCGCACGUGCUCGGAGGCGAUGACGCGCCGUUGCCAUUGUCGCUGCCGCAUCCAUCGCUGCUGGCGCUACCGUACGACAUCUCGCUCCGCGACUACUUGGUCGCCCAAGGCAUGCCGACGCUCGCCUACACGACGCACGUGGACUGCGACCUGACGGUGCCGGACGAAGACGGUCUUCGCGACUACAUUGCGCGGCAAGUCGAUCGCGCGGCGCUGCCCCCUGCGACGAUGGAGACGUGGGCGACUUUGCUGGGACGCCUGCGCUGCUCGCUCGUCUCGUCGCUCGUUGUCGAGUAUGCCAUUGGAGGCACGGCCGUGCACAAGGAGCGGCACGCGUCGUUUUUGCAUGGCCACCGCCUCUACGUCGAAGAGCCGUUGAACGAAUAUGUGGUGUUUACAACGCUGGCCAACCACGUGUAUGGUCCGUCGUCCGAGCUCGCGUCGUCGGUGGCCAACGCUCUCUUUGUACGGAGCAUGCAGCCCGAGUCGGCCGUGCCGCCGCCGCUCUGGAGCGAGCUGCCUGGCGCGAAGACGCUCAAGCGCAAGCACGACUGGGCCAACCCGCAAGCGCUCGAAGCGCCAAGCAAGCGGCCCCGGCAAGGUGCCAUCUUCCAAGUCGAGAUGCCGCACGCGCCACAAGCGUACCAUCCGCGCCCACUGCAGCUCACGGACGAGAUGCGCAUGGCGAUCGGACGCGCGGGCGAGGCGUACGUCUACGAGGUCCUGUACGCAUCGCUCGGGGCAAGCGUCGAGUGGGUCAACGCCGACGAGGAAACGGGCUUGCCGUACGACCUCUGCAUCAAUAACGCGAGCGGCGGCCGCGAGUACAUUGAAGUCAAAGCCACGAGCACGUUCGACAAGCUCUCGUUCGAGAUGAGUGUCCAGGAGCUCGACUUUGCCGCCGCGCACGGCUCGCAGUACACGAUCUACCGCGUCUUCCAGGUCAAGCCGCAUGUUGGCGCCGUCACCAACUGCCCGAUCGUCAAGCUACGCAACCCCCACACGCUCCUCCGACAAAAGAAGCUCAAGCUCUCGGUCGUCAUGGAUGCCAGCGUCGCGGCCCCGUCCCCGUAA